Molecule: messenger RNA, 1996 nt
Organism: Pichia membranifaciens NRRL Y-2026
Lineage: Eukaryota; Fungi; Ascomycota; Pichiomycetes; Pichiales; Pichiaceae
Exons: 1
Coding region: 129-1880 (583 amino acids)
Biological process (GO): xenobiotic detoxification by transmembrane export across the plasma membrane
Cellular component (GO): membrane
Molecular function (GO): xenobiotic transmembrane transporter activity; antiporter activity
Source: RefSeq, a predicted model, not a curated record
CGCCAACAGCAGCAAGCUUCCUUGGUGAACGUCGACUCUUUCUCAGAUGUGUCGGAUAUUUGUUUCCUUAAAGCCAGUAGCUAAUCCUUUUAGACCCUUUUUUCUUUAUAUCCACUUUCUUGACACCAAUGACAGGAAAGUUCAGAAGAGAGUCGCAAGUCAAUGAGUCCUUCUCAAGAGCUGCCAUCCCUAUUCUUUCUGAACAACACGAUGCUUCUCAACACUAUGGUUCUAUUAUUUCAGAUCAGGACUCUUUGAUUCAAAGGAGGCGUGCUUCUUCUAUGUAUUCGACAAGGGCACGCCAACUCCAUUUGGCUUCCAUAUCGGUGAAAAAUGGACGUUACCAACCGAUUGAUACAGAUACGACCACAGAAGUGAAAAUGAUGAUGCAAUCUUCGAUUCCUUUGAUAAUAACUCUUCUUUUGCAAUAUUCUUUAACUGUUGCAUCUGUUUUCUUUGUCGGGAACUUAGGUUCAAACCAAUUGGCUGCUGUAUCUUUGUCAAAUCUUUUGGCAAACAUCUCUUCUUUUGGUUUGAUAGAAGGCAUUGCGUCCUCUUUGUCGACGCUUUGUCCACAAGCCUAUGGUCGUAAAGAUUACAAGAUGGUUGGUAUGCAUUCAAUUAGAUGCUUCUUGAUGUUGAUGCUUCUUUAUAUCCCCAUCUUCUGUUUCUGGACAUGGGGCGCAUAUCCCCUGCUUUCAGCAGUGGUCACAGAAGUUGAAGCGUGCAUUUUGGCAGCUCAAUACUUGAAAGUUCUUGUAUGGAGUGUUCCAGGUUUUAUUGUUUUUGAGGUCUUGAAACAAUAUUUGCAAGCUCAAGGUAUUUUCCAUGCUUCAACUGUGGUAUUGCUCAUAUGUGCACCUUUCAACUUUUUAUUGACCUACCUUUUAGUAUGGAACAAACACUUUGGUAUUGGAUUUCUAGGGGCUCCUACCGCUGUUGCCGUCACCAAUACCUUAAUGGCUCUAAUGCUCCUAUUUUACACCUGUUUUAUAAACGGAUAUCAGUGUUGGUGUGGGUUGUCCAUGGAAGUGUUCAAGAAUUGGAGUAGAGCCUUGAAGUUGGCAGCACCUGGAGUCUUGAUGAUUGAAGCUGAAUGGUUAGCAUUUGAAAUCAUCUCUUUUGCUUCUUCCAGGUUUGGAACUGAAUCAUUGGCAGCCCAAUCUAUUGUUUCAACAGUUUGCGUAACCAUCUACCAAAUUCCAUUUGCCGUUUCUGUUGCUGGUUCAACUAGAAUUGCCUGGUUCAUUGGCUCGGCUUCUAAAAAGGCCGCCCUCAUAUCAACUCAUGCUGCAAUUUAUGUCUCUAUCGGGUUUGGGAUUUUCAACUGCAUAGUACUUGGCACUGGCUCUUCAUCAAUUGCCAAAAUUUUUUCACAGGAUGAAGCCGUUGUCAAUUUAGCUUCCAAAGUUUUGAUUAUUGGCGCAAUUUAUCAGAUUCCUGAUUGUCUUUGUUGUGUUCUAGGUGGUGUGUUGAGAGGUCAAGGACGUCAAUAUAUCGGUGGCUGGCUCAAUUUGUUCAGUUACUACGUUUUAGCAUUGCCUGUUGCAUUCUUAUUUGGAUUCCAUUUUGAGCUUGAGUUGUUCGGUCUAUGGAUUGGUAUGAUUGUUGCCUUGGUAUUUGUAUCAACAUGCGAGCUAUUUUUUGUCCUUGCCAGUGACUGGGAAACCAUAAUAAAGGACUCUUUAGUUGAAGACCUCGACGGUCAAAUGCCUCAUACCAGCCACAAUGACUCAGGCUACGAAGAUGCUAUUAAUGAUGACACUUUAUCAUUGAGGCCCUCUAGAAGUUACGGCAGCUUGAUUGACCAUAAUUUGUUAAGUCCAACUAUCAGUUCUGCUACCUUAGGUCAACUUGACCCUUCAGUAUUGCAUAUCUGAUUUUUUUGAAGAAAUGCAACUCUUAUUCAUUAACUUCCCAUACAUUACGUCUACAUAUUCUUUUCAUAAACAUUAUUUGGCGGUUGCUACUAGACCCCAUAAUAUAAUACCCAUCC